AUGUCUGAGAAGCGGCACACAGGGGAUGCCGAAGCCCGGAGGCUCCCCGACUCCUUCAGGGAUAGCCCUAAUACGGGCCUUGGACCUUGUGGCUGGAUUUUGGUGGCUGUCUCGUUCUUGUUCACAGUUAUAACCUUCCCAAUAUCGGUAUGGAUGUGCAUAAAGAUCAUAAAAGAAUAUGAAAGAGCCAUCAUCUUUAGAUUGGGUCGCAUUUUACAAGGAGGAGCCAAAGGACCUGGUUUAUUUUUUAUUCUGCCGUGCACGGACAGCUUCAUCAAAGUGGACAUGAGAACGAUUUCAUUUGACAUCCCCCCUCAGGAGAUCCUCACUAAGGAUUCCGUGACCAUUAGUGUGGAUGGCGUGGUCUAUUACCGCGUUCAGAACGCAACUCUGGCCGUGGCAAAUAUCACCAACGCCGACUCCGCAACCCGUCUUUUGGCACAAACGACUCUGAGGAACGUUCUGGGCACCAAGAACCUCUCUCAGAUCCUGUCUGACAGGGAAGAAAUUGCACACAACAUGCAGUGUACCCUGGAUGACGCCACGGAUGACUGGGGAAUAAAGGUGGAGCGCGUGGAAAUUAAGGACGUGAAGCUGCCUGUGCAGCUCCAGAGGGCGAUGGCUGCAGAGGCGGAGGCAUCUCGGGAGGCCCGAGCCAAGGUCAUUGCAGCCGAGGGAGAAAUGAAUGCAUCCAGGGCUCUGAAAGAAGCCUCCAUGGUCAUCACUGAGUCUCCCGCGGCCCUUCAGCUGCGGUACCUCCAGACACUGACCACCAUUGCUGCUGAGAAAAACUCCACGAUCGUCUUCCCCCUGCCCAUAGACAUGUUGCAAGGCAUCGUGGGGGCAAAGAAGUGAGCCACAGAGGCCAACGCAGAGACGCGCCCUUCCCUGCCAGGGUAGAGUGGGGACCAAAUCAGCCUUUAACCUGUAAGGAGCAAGUAGGGCGGGACCUUGACUAUUCCUCCUUCCUUUCCUUUUCCGUACGUUGACUGCGAGGUGCUUAGAAUGUGUAGUGAUCCUAGCCACAGAUACAGAUGAGGAUUGUUAGCUUGUAAAUACUGAGAAAGAGAAGGGAUGUGGGG
Molecule: messenger RNA, 1082 nt
Organism: Puma concolor (puma)
Lineage: Eukaryota; Metazoa; Chordata; Mammalia; Carnivora; Felidae
Gene: STOM
Product: stomatin
Cellular component (GO): plasma membrane
Source: RefSeq, a predicted model, not a curated record